Molecule: messenger RNA, 234 nt
Organism: Acanthoscelides obtectus
Lineage: Eukaryota; Metazoa; Arthropoda; Insecta; Coleoptera; Chrysomelidae
Source: the annotation of a GenBank genome assembly
AUGCUUCCUGGCAGCGACCGCGACCGAAACAGCGUUACAGCUACCGAUCAGUGGUUACCGAUAUCGAUACUUCCAAACAGCGACCUGGGUCGCUGCUUCAUGGAGAAUCAGGUCGCCGGGACUAACGGCGACCAUUCAAGUCACCGGGAAAGGUCGCCGGUACCGAUAUAUCGAUCAUCUCUAAGUGGUACACUUGCCAGUUACCUCCGACCUCUUGGAGAGUGUGUACGCUGA